Endocarpon pusillum Z07020 is the source of this 1221-nucleotide messenger RNA. RefSeq lists its product as uncharacterized. NCBI's taxonomy places the organism in Eukaryota, Fungi, Ascomycota, Eurotiomycetes, Verrucariales, Verrucariaceae. Bases 1 to 1221 code for a protein of 406 amino acids. The transcript has 7 exons. The record is from RefSeq and is a predicted model, not a curated record.
AUGCCAACGAUUCAAAUUGUCGAACAAGGAGCUCACGUGUUGUUUGCGCGACAGGCCCAAGGCGAAGAUGCACCAGCUGAGUUGGAAUGGCGAAGUAGUGAAUUGAGCGCUACGAAUCUUGCACAUCUAGACGUCCCGGGUAAUUGCUUCAUAUUUGCGUCCUCCAACGUGUACAUGCAAUCAGAACAUCUUCGCCAUGACCUAUCUCGUCAUUUUCAGAUACCAGAUUGGUUCUGGGGUGGACGGUACCUGUCGUCCAAUGGAAGCUUUGGAAGUGACGAAGUCUACGACAACGAUACCCAGGCUUACACACCUCAAAUUUGGUCGCAAUAUUUAGUGAAGCAGCUGGAGCAAAACACUGGCUACAAGCAUCAUGGCUAUGUGUGGUAUUCUAUUAAGAUCUUUGCAUUCCAAAAUGCCUCUGGUAAAACGAGUGUGCUUUGUCUUGACACCCCAGAUCGUUUCCGUCUGCGGCUUCUUGAAAGUCUGAAGUCUCGUGGUUGGAGAUCUGAUGAUCCAGAUAUAUACCAAUUGCACACAUUCCUCCUUGACCAGAUCAUAAACCUUUACGAUGAGUCAGUAUGGGCACUACGGGACCUUGUGCGAAACUUAGAAAGAGGACGAACUGGAAUCCGUCACGUUGAGCCCGACUUUCCUGUUCUUCAUGAUAUUGCCAGACAUGCAAUCCAUGUAUCAGAAACCCUCGAUGUUGCGAUUGAAAACAUGUCCAGCAUGCUUCGGCAAUACACAUCUUUUCCAGAGGACCGAUCAUUCCAAUCUGCGGAGGAAAAGACGAAAUCCAGGCGGACGACUCAAUGCUUCAACUUUCAAAUGCAAACGCUCAAAGGGCUCAAAGCACGAUCAGCUUCGAAUCAAGCUAGAAUGCAGAACGAGAUCACCUUGGCGUUUAAUCUUGUUACUCAGCGUGACAGCCAGGUAGCACUCAGCAUCAGUGGAGCUAUGCGCAGUGACAGCACUGCAAUGAAAACGGUCGCCAUACUCACCUUGACUUUCUUGCCAGCAACCUUUGUUUCGGCAAUUUUCAGUACCAGCUUCUUUGACUUCUCUCCACCCGCCCAACCAAAGACUGCAACUUGGACCGUUUCAAACAAAUUCUGGAUCUAUUGGGCAUUUGCUGCUCCUCUUACUGUUGCAACAGUUGUUUCCUGGUUCGUCUGGCAGCGUUGGUACAUAAGGAAGUCUGCUCAAAUGCAUGCUUGA